Megalops cyprinoides (Indo-Pacific tarpon) is the source of this 2150-nucleotide messenger RNA. Its product is annotated as P-selectin-like. The transcript has 11 exons. Gene Ontology annotation, cellular component: membrane; external side of plasma membrane. NCBI's taxonomy places the organism in Eukaryota, Metazoa, Chordata, Actinopteri, Elopiformes, Megalopidae. Gene Ontology annotation, biological process: heterophilic cell-cell adhesion; response to cytokine; leukocyte tethering or rolling. The coding region runs from base 12 to 1874 and encodes 620 amino acids. Gene Ontology annotation, molecular function: sialic acid binding; oligosaccharide binding. The record is from RefSeq and is a predicted model, not a curated record.
UAGUAUUUGCCAUGCUUACAGAAGUGCAUGGAUUCACGUACCACUGCUCCAACAAGGAUAUGGCGUGGGGUGUUGCAAGAAAGUGGUGUCAAAAGAAGUACACAGACUUAGCAGGCAAUAAGAACCUAAAGGACAUCAUUUAUCUCAAUAAAACUUUGCCACCAGAAGUGAAACAUUGUUGGAUUGGGUUAUACAAAGAGGCACAUGUCUGGUUUUGGGUCGAAACCGAAGAAGAACCAACUGAGAAAGAGUUAAAUUGGGCCCCAGGUGAACCGAACAACAUGAGUAGUAAAGAGGACUGUGUGGAGAUUUACUUGAACAGCAGAAACUACACUGGGAAAUUGAAUGAUGAUCACUGCUCAAACUAUAAAAGAGCUUUAUGUUAUAAAGUGUCUUGUCAGCCGAACCUGUGCGGUCCAGACGAGGUGUGCAUGGAACAGCAUGAAGGCUACAUGUGCAAAAACAAAACUGCUGUGCGGUGUCGCCCGCUGCAGGUGCCUGAGGGAGGGAACGUGAGCUGCUCCAGGCCCAGUGAGGACCUUCUCUAUGGCUCCAGCUGCAGCUUCAGCUGCGCAGAUGGACACCAGCUGCAGGGAGCAUCCAGUGUGAUCUGCAUGGCUUCUGCACAGUGGAGUGCAGAGACGCCGAUCUGUAAAGCUGUGCCCUGCCCCUCAGUCCAGCCCCCUCAGAAUGGCAACGUUACCUAUGAAGACUCCAGUGGAGAUCUCCUCUACGGCUCCAACUGCAGCUUCAGCUGUGACCCAGGCUUCAUUCUCCAUGGGUCUGAAGUCAUGACAUGUGGCAAAUCUGGAGACUGGAUUGGAGAAAGACCUGUGUGUCAAGCUGUGCAGUGUCGCCCCCUGCAGGUGCCUGAGGGAGGGAGCGUGAACUGCUCCAGGCCCAGUGAGGACCUUUUCUACAACUCCAGCUGCAGCUUCAGCUGCGCAGAUGGACACCAGCUGCAGGGAGCAUCCAAUGUGAUCUGCAUGGCUUCUGCACAGUGGAGUGCAGAGACGCCGACCUGUAAAGCUGUGCCCUGCCCCUCAGUCCAGCCCCCUCAGAACGGCAACAUUACCUAUGAAGACUCCAGUGGAGAUCUCCUCUAUGGCUCCAACUGCAGCUUCAGCUGUGACCCAGGCUUCAUUCUCCAUGGGUCUGAAGUCAUGACAUGUGGCAAAUCUGGAGACUGGAUUGGAGAAAGACCUGUGUGUCAAGCUGUGCAGUGUCGCCCCCUGCAGGUGCCUGAGGGAGGGAGCGUGAACUGCUCCAGGCCCAGUGAGGACCUUUUCUACAACUCCAGCUGCAGCUUCAGCUGCGCAGAUGGACACCAGCUGCAGGGAGCAUCCAAUGUGAUCUGCAUGGCUUCUGCUCAGUGGAGUGCAGAGACGCCGAUCUGUAAAGCUGUGCCCUGCCCCUCAGUCCAGCCCCCUCAGAACGGCAACGUUACCUGUGCAAACUCCAGUGGAGAUCUCCUCUACAGCUCCACCUGCAGCUUCAGCUGUGACCCAGGCUUCAUUCUCCAUGGAUCUGAAGUCACGACUUGUGGCAAAUCUGGAGACUGGAUUGGAGAAAGGCCUCUGUGUCAAGCCCAUCCUGACCCUACUUUAAACCCCACUUUACUGGUUGUGGCAAUAGGGGGGGCUGCUGGACUGACUGGCUGUGCCCUGGCUGUGUGGAUUGUGAAGCGAUUACAGCAGAAAGCUAAAAAGUAUCACGUGAACAGGCUGCAUUCUCCCCGUGGGCAUGAAUUUCUUAUUUUUGUCAAGUCCAUCCCUCCACCUCCAAAAUCUGUGCCUGGAUUCCCAAAGUGGCAAAGCAUGUCCUCUCCUCACUACCUUCGUGAUCUAGAGCCCACUAACCAACUGGGAUCGUAAGGACCAGUCCAGCCCUGCAGGAGACAUGACAGAAGCAAAACAUCUCCCCGAUGGUCUCCUCUGGUGGAGGACAUGUCUACGUAUCAUCACAUGGGCGAGAAAUAUGUUCAUACAAAAAAGAUUAUUGAGGAUGUAUUUUCGAGAAUAUUUUUUUUUCUUUUCAUCUUGUGUUUUGUGGUAGUUUAAAGUUAGCUGAUUUUCAUAGUAAUUCUUGCAGGCUUUAAGAGGAGUAUACCACCACAGUCCCCGCACACAUCAUAUUUCAUAUACAGUGGU